This is a messenger RNA of Necator americanus (New World hookworm), 639 nucleotides long. RefSeq lists its product as uncharacterized. Bases 1 to 639 code for a protein of 212 amino acids. The record is from RefSeq and is a predicted model, not a curated record. The transcript has 5 exons. NCBI's taxonomy places the organism in Eukaryota, Metazoa, Nematoda, Chromadorea, Rhabditida, Ancylostomatidae.
AUGAGUAGAAGGAUGGAAGACCAACAACCUUUGAUUCAGCCAACCUUAAGGGUGACGCCAUCUAAUGUCUUACACAAUUACCAAAGCGGCGAUGCCCUAGGAACGGUAGCAAGAGAAUGGCCCUGUUCUGGGUGCGCUGGCGUUCUUGGCAUUGUACAUCUUUCCAUAGGUGUAAUACUUACACUCUUCGACAUGCUCACAAGUCCGGUGUCAAAUGCAUUCUUCGCCAUUUCCGCCGCCAUUCUGUACAUCGUCUGCGCAAUUCUUUGCUUCAUUGUCACAAGGCGUGAUGAUCGUUGUACUCAAAUCUUGCUUUUCCUCUUCUCGUCUGCAGCACUUGCAAUUUCUUGUGCCACUUUCCUGGAGAGUGCGAUUAUUCUCAACAAGUUGUGCACUCCGCUCGUCUGCGACCAGAGUAUGCUGGUCGUGCAUUCGAUUCUGGUGCUAAUCAGUCUCAGUGAAUUUCUCACUUGCUACUGCACAUUGGUCGUCUGCUUCCGAUCGUUACGCGGGGCUGUUGCGGUCAACAAAGCGUACUCACCAUAUAGCACCCUUAUCAUUGGUGACUACACGAUUUUAAAAAGGCCAGAACGUAUUUUUAGGCCACCGUUACCACAUAAAGUUGAUUUGAGGAGCUAA